AUGCUCGCAAUCCGUUCGACGAAAUGCCCUGUGGCAUUUGUGGGCGUUGCCGGCGCCCUGGUGGUGCUUGUCACCGCCGUCCAUGUGUUCAUGGUGCCAAUCCUUCCUGCCUCCUUGGAUUACUUCGGUGCUCGCAGCAGUAUAAGCCACCCAAAGAAUGUUCUCCCGGACGUCGGGGUGGUGGACUCUCGUCUCAGGGGGCGCUUCCCUUCUGAUUCAUAUGGUGCUGUGGCAUUCCGUGGCGCGCCAUGGAAGGCUGAGAUUGGUAGAUGGCUUGCCGGGUGUCAUGCUAACUCUUCGUCUGUUGAUGUUACUGAGGCUAUAGGUGCAAAGCGCUGUGAGAAAGACUGCAGUGGUCGUGGUGUUUGCAACUAUAAUCUGGGAGAGUGCAGAUGCUUUCAUGGAUAUUCUGGGAAAGGAUGUGAGGAGGUUCAGAAAUUGGAAUGCAACCUCCCAAGUUCCCCAGAAUGGCCAGUAGGUCUAUGGAUAGUUUCCACCUGUGCAGCUCACUGUGACAAAACAAGGGCAAUGUGCUUUUGUGGGCCUGGAACAAAAUACCCAGAUCGUCCUGUGGCAGAAGCUUGUGGUUUUAAAACAAUUUUACCUGCAAAACGUGGUGAUCCAAAGCUUACCGAUUGGAAAACACCCGACCUGGAAAACAUAUUCACAACAAACAGCAGUAAGUUAGGAUGGUGUAAUGUGGUCCCUGAGGAUGCAUAUUCAUCCAAAGUGAAGUUUAAAGAAGAAUGUGAUUGCAAAUACGAUGGUCUCUGGGGGCAGUUUUGUGAGACUCGUGUUGAAUGCAGCUGCGUCAACCAGUGCUCUGGACAUGGGCAUUGCCGUGGUGGUUUCUGUCAAUGUUACAGUGGAUAUUUUGGGAUUGAUUGCAGUAUCCCAUCAGCAUAUUCGCUUGCAUAUGAUUGGCCCCCGUGGCUCCAGACACCAGUGAAUUUACCAGAUCUGAAAAUUUUAAACAGUACCACCAUCGAUGUUAAGGCCGUUGUUCAGAAAAAAGGCCACUCAUAUAUGUAUAUGAUUUGCCAGCUGAGUUUGACAGUCAUCUUCUUGAAAUUCCAGUGUGUAAACAGAAUAUAUGAUGACAAGAACAGAACUCUAUGGACCCAGCAAUUGUAUGGUGCUCAGAUAGCACUCUAUGAGAGCAUUCUUGCUAGCCCUCACCGCACUCUUAAUGGGGACAAAGCUGAUUAUUUCUAUGUGCCAGUGCUUGACUCAUGUCUAAUAACUAGAUCUGAUGAUGCUCCACAUCUGCUAUUGCCGAGGGACCUGCGCCGAAGGAGCUACAAUGCACUUGAGUACUAUAGAAUGGCAUAUGAUCACAUAGCUCAGCUGUAUCCUUACUGGAAUCGCACUUCAGGAAGAGACCAUAUCUGGUUCUUUUCGUGGGAUGAAGGUGCCUGCUAUGCUCCAAAAGAGAUCUGGAAGAGCAUGAUGCUUGUCCACUGGGGAAACACUAAUACAAAACAUAAGAAUUCAACGACUGCUUAUUGGGCAGACAACUGGGAUGAUAUUCCUUUGGAUAAGAGAGGCAACCAUCCAUGUUUUGAUCCAAGAAAGGAUCUAGUGCUUCCGGCAUGGAAGGAACCUAACCCAGGGGCCAUAUGGUUAAAACUGUGGGCAAGGCCUAGGAAGAACCGUACAACACUCUUUUAUUUCAACGGUAAUCUAGGUUCAGCAUACGAAGGAGGCCGCCCAGAAGACACGUAUAGCAUGGGGAUUCGACAAAAGCUAGCAGCUGAAUUUGGUUCCAUACCAAACAAGCAGGGAAGCCUUGGACGACAGCAUGCAGCCGAUGUGACAGUUACCUAUUUACGAACUGAGAAAUAUUAUGAAGAACUAGCAAGCUCCGUUUUUUGUGGUGUCCUGCCAGGGGAUGGCUGGAGUGGGCGUAUGGAAGACAGCAUGCUUCAAGGAUGCAUUCCUGUAAUAAUUCAGGAUGGAAUUUUUCUGCCAUAUGAGAAUGUGCUCAACUACAAUAGUUUUGCAGUGCGCAUACAAGAAGAUGACAUUCCAGGCCUCAUAAGUACACUUCGAGGACUAAAUGAUACACAAGUAGAGUUCAUGCUGGGAAAUGUCCGCCAGAUGUGGCAGAGGUUUUUCUAUCGAGACUCUAUAUUGUUAGAGGCGCAGAGACAGAAAAGACUGUUCUCUGAAGAGGCACCCUGGUCUGUUGAGGUCUCAAAACUACCUGACGAUGACGAUGCCUUUGCAACAUUUAUACAGGUAUUGCAUUAUAAACUGUACAAUGACCCUUGGCAUCAAGGUCUCCUGCAAACAAAGGAAACCCGGCUGCCGAACAUCUGCUCAAGAACAUCCUGA
Molecule: messenger RNA, 2337 nt
Organism: Miscanthus lutarioriparius
Lineage: Eukaryota; Viridiplantae; Streptophyta; Magnoliopsida; Poales; Poaceae
Source: the annotation of a GenBank genome assembly